Molecule: messenger RNA, 685 nt
Organism: Dentiscutata heterogama
Lineage: Eukaryota; Fungi; Glomeromycota; Glomeromycetes; Diversisporales; Gigasporaceae
Source: the annotation of a GenBank genome assembly
GAAGAGAGUGUUGAUUCUGUAGUAGCAUUGAAGUUACCAAGAACAAUAGAAAGCAGAUUAGAGGAGACUAUUAGAGAAGAUUAUAGCAAUGAAGAAAUAUUAUUAUUUCCAAUUUGUGUUGGAAAUAAAUAUGAUGAAAAACAACCAGGUUUUAGAUAUCAUUUGAGUAGUAAAUUUAGCAAUAUUAAAGAGACCUUGAGUGUAGCAAUUACUAGCUUGUAUAAUCGACUUUUUUCAAACUCAAAUACCAAAUUUUCUAGACUAUAUGUUUUAGAUAAAUAUCUAAUUCAAGUAAUUAAUAUAGGAGUUAAAAAUAAUUCAAACUUAAUAGGUACUGGUAUUAGAUAUACAUCAUCAUUUAUAGAAGAAUAUAAAAAGAAACAGGCUUUAUUUGUCCAAACAGUUGAAUCAAAUUAUUCAUGCCAAGUUGCUAUAUAUAAAUUUAGUCAAGACUCAGUAAUAUUUCUAGAUACAAAUCUGAACAAUAAAUGGGAAAAAUUUAAAUAUUUAGUAGAAGCAAGUUUUAUAUGUGCUCGACCUUUUCCAAAUUUUGGUGAAUGGAAAAAUAUAUCUCUGACAAAAAUCUGUAAAUCAAUGAAAGAAAAAAACCUGAAUCAACCAAAUCCUGAAGUUUCUACUUAUACAAAUCCUAAUUUCCAAUGGGUAAUACCAACACCAUUAUCAG